AUGAGUCUGAUCACAGAGCCUUCAACGGCUUCAUCGUACUUCCUAGAUGAAACGAUCCCAGUUACCCUGAUCACAAAUGGGCUAGGAAUUAUUAACCACGUGCAUUUACGUGUAGGUGAACGUCGUUUGCCCAACAAUGACACAGAGGUUCGAAUUGAGGUUAGUCGCCCAGAUGAUUAUCGCUUUGUUUUCGCAAAUGGAAUAACUCGAGAAUCGUUUGCUAUUCUUCGUGAUCGAUGCAACAUAUCCACUGAUUUUCAAAGUUUUGCUAAACGUAUUGUUCAACUCAUCAAAGACCGGGAAAGUUCCACCCCUCCAUUAAGGAUCGAUUGCGUCAUUGAUACAAAAGACGAUACGUGCAGCCUAGAGCUUGUCAGUCAAUUACCCGUACAUAUCUCGAAAAUUGAUAUUACUUUGCGUCGCGUUGUUGGUGAGGAGCUGAAUUAUCAUUUAAUUGAUGCACUGAGUCGGAUAAAGGAAAAACAUCGUGUACAAUUUGAACAAGAAAGAAAGGAAAGAAAAGAGUUUGAAAUUGAAACGAAAGCGGUUGCUGAUUGUGAAAGCAAAAGGCUUCGAGAAGAAAUUGAGAGACUAAAAGAAAAAGUCAGCUCAUUGGAAACCGAUUGCAGGAUUGAAGCGGACGAGAAAGAAACAGCAAAUGGUGCUCUAGAAGAUAUUCGAAAAGAUCUGAAUGAUGCUGAUCAAGAAAUCAUGGAAUUGAAUGAAGAACAAAAGUUUUUGCUGGAAGAACACGACCGUGUUUUGAAAGAGAACGAGCGUUUGAAAAAAGAUUUGAAAGAAGCACUGCAUGAUAGAGAAAUAGCCGAGGCCAAAGCAGAACAACAGCGAAAUCGAGCCGAGGAGAACGGCCGAAAGUUACGUGAAUCGAAUCGAAUUCUCAAGAAAACUUUGGAAGCAGUUGAUGAAGAAGGGGAUGAAAAUGAAAGGAUCGAGGAUCUGGUCCGUGAUAACACAAGGAAAGCUGAGGCCAUUCAAACGCUCACGAACGAAUUGAAAAAACUGACCGAAACAUACCAACAAUUACGUCUAAAAUCGGAAGAAUUACUAGAAGAGAACAAACAAUAUCGAAGACGAGAAGACACCGCAAAGAAGAUGUAUGGAAAUUUGGCACCAAAUCGGCAGAUCCCUACAAAUCAUUCUUCGACACAACUCGUUCAAGCUAGCCCAUUCUCUUUUCGACAGCAUCAGCCUGCAUAUACUCCGGCAAGUACAAAUUUACCACUCGGAACUUUUAAUGCAAAACAAACAACCCGCCAGACAUUAAAUCCAUUACUGGCCACGUCCUUUCAUCCAACAGGUACAAUUGAGACUCCGCUACGUAAUUCUCCACAGCAGCAAAUUCUCGCCAAAUUUCGUGGUACUGAAGCAAAGGAAAAUCAAAUUCCUGGACCAAGUGGGAUUUCCAAACAAAAA
Messenger RNA from Mesorhabditis belari, 1434 nucleotides. NCBI's taxonomy places the organism in Eukaryota, Metazoa, Nematoda, Chromadorea, Rhabditida, Rhabditidae. The record is from the annotation of a GenBank genome assembly.